AUGGAUAACACACAUUCAUCGGCCAUUGGGCCCUCCUUCAUGGUUUCUGCACCAGGAAAAGUCAUUGUUCUUGGUGAAUAUGCUGCCGUGUAUGGCAAGCCAGUCAUCUCCGCCGCUAUCUCGCUUAGAUCUUACCUCAGCGUCAAGAUCCUCUCUAAAUGCGAGCGAACCGCACCUAACCGGAAGCUUCAUAACUUAUACAUUAACUCUCUAGAUAAGACCCUACUGGCCGCUAUUAAGCCGUAUGUAUACCUUGUCUCCCUAAAUCUCCCUGAAAAGGAGCGUAAGAUCUAUAGAGGUUCUGCCACUACCUUUCUCUACCUCUUCCUCUCCUUUAGCUCCCUAGAAAGCCCCGGAUUCGUGCAUACGCUUCGGUCGACUAUCCUAGCUAGCGCUGGCCUAGGUAGUAGCGCUAGUAUUAGUGUCUGCUUGAGUACAGUAGAGUACGGUACUACUCGUUUAAAUACAGGCUAUCUUAAGGCUAUAUCUAGACUAAUCUAUCGAAGAAGCCGAGUAGUAAUUAGAUCGUAUUAA
Penicillium alfredii is the source of this 534-nucleotide messenger RNA. Its product is annotated as mevalonate kinase like protein. Lineage: Eukaryota; Fungi; Ascomycota; Eurotiomycetes; Eurotiales; Aspergillaceae. The coding region runs from base 1 to 534 and encodes 177 amino acids. The transcript is spliced from 2 exons. The record is from RefSeq and is a predicted model, not a curated record. Gene Ontology annotation, biological process: ergosterol biosynthetic process; isoprenoid biosynthetic process. Gene Ontology annotation, molecular function: mevalonate kinase activity; ATP binding. Gene Ontology annotation, cellular component: cytoplasm.